AUGAACAUCGCCCCACCAGUCAUAGCACCAGUUCUAUCCAUGGGCACUCAGGCCACCCCGAUAAAGCUUGCUGCGGCGGCAGCAAUAGCCUUGCCUACCAUCAUCGCAGCCAAACAUAUCUUGCAAGUCUACGCGAGAAUCUCUGCCGCCCCGCGACGGAAUAUCACUGAAGUCGACGUUAAUCCCGCGUCCUUCCUACAAUCCGUUACCGUCACCCAGCAUGUCAACCCGAAUGUUCAUCCGGCGCUACAUGACUGCCGUCACAUGGACGUGUCGAUCCCGGAAUAUGCCAGAGAUCUGGCCGAUCAAGUGCUUCUUGCGGCUUUCGUCCGGGGUUUCUUUGGCGGAAUGGUCUUUGCCCCUGAGCGGGCCGUGCUAAAGAUUGCCAAACUCAACCUCUUGAACUAUCCCAGUCUCAAGAGUAAUGCCUCCGUAUCGCCGGUGUGGCAUGUCAGCAAACUAGCCGGUGACGAGCUGCCGCCCGUGACCACCAUUCUCUUCGGCGCCUUCCAGAUAAGCGAUAGUCAAAUCCACCGCCCAGGGGAUAAUACCACCGAUCCAGUGGAGACGGAGAGUAGUGUUGAUUUCGUGUUCGGCUCAAGUCAGGGUAACUUUAGCGGCACCCAUCAAUUCAGUAUCCUCAGAACCAAAGGACACCCUGAAAAAGCCCGUGUCAGAUACGCACACAUCAGCUGCAACCCGAAUGGUGGCAAGCUCCCAAUGCCUGACUUCAUGGCCCCUCUGCACAACUUCUAUGCCAUGCUGCUCUUCAGGGAGGCUGUUGGAGAGGUCAAGCGACGACUGGAGUAUCGAGAUCAGAGAUAA
Messenger RNA from Verticillium nonalfalfae, 825 nucleotides. RefSeq lists its product as uncharacterized. Lineage: Eukaryota; Fungi; Ascomycota; Sordariomycetes; Glomerellales; Plectosphaerellaceae. The record is from RefSeq and is a predicted model, not a curated record. The coding region runs from base 1 to 825 and encodes 274 amino acids. The transcript is spliced from 2 exons.